CUACAGCUCUUCCUCGCACCGUCGGAGUCCGCCUCAUGGUAUAUGAUAUUUGAGAGGAUAGAGCAACGGAGUUUCAAAGACAGAUGCUGAUGUUCGCUUGGCAAAGAUCUCCGUCGAAGAAGCCCUCGGCGCUCCAAUAUGGAAGCUCGCAUAGAUGGAGAUGAUCAUAAUUACUACGAUGAGCGAGGCGAUCGGUCAUACGAUCGACCGAACGAUCGAUACGAACAAAGACCUCGCGACAGAGGCCCUCGAGAUCGCCAUAGAAGCGGAUAUCGAGACAGAGAUCGCGCUGGAUACCGGUCGCCUCCAUAUGGAGAAAGACGCCGAAGUCUGAGCAGAAGUUCUCCUCGAGGGGGAAGAGACCGGUCACCACGCCGCGAACCCCAGCCGAGCAAGGAAAUCCACAUGGAUGGACUUCCGGAAUCUAUGAAGGAAGACGACAUCAUGAGAGAACUCAAACAGUAUCAUGUUGGGGAACUCAGCGAUGUGCGAGUCGUCCGGGAUAAGAAGACAGGUCUCUCCCGCGGCUUCGGUUUUCUUCAGUUUGGAAACUUGGAAGAUGCAGAGGAUUUCAUGGAUCGCAAUUACCCCUUCCUAUACUUUCGUGGUCCGGAGGAUUCAGACAGUGACUGGACUUUGAAGGUCAAAUUGGCUUACAGUCGAGAGCGGGAUAUUUCGGAUCGCAGCUCAGAACGGACUUGGCCAUGUCCUAAUUGCUCCGUUCAAAAUUAUGCAAAGCGCAUGCAAUGUUUCCGCUGCGGCGCUGCAAGACGGCUCGAUCUCUUAGCCAAACCCGGCAAUGUUCCGAAUGCAGACCCCUUACAAAAUUUCACCAACAACGGCGAUAGUGACGCUGCACUUGAUUCCACACCUUCUCAAUUCCUCUUACUUCGAGGACUCGAGCCUGGGGUAACUGAGGAAUUGUUGCUCAAAGGGAUCUCAAAGCUGUUCAAACAUUCUGAUCAGGAACUUCAAUCGAAACCUGGGCAAAAGGUUGUCUCGACAACGUCUGUUGUGAACUUGGGGGCUCCCGAAGGUAGCCUGAGACGUAUCUUUCUCAUCCGAGAUCGACACACGGAUGACAGUUGGAGGUAUGGGUUUGCGGAGUACCGCACUAUCGAGGAUGCCCAGGCCGCUUUGACAAAGUUCCACUCCUUGGACAAAUUUACCAUCUCAUCGAAGCCGGUAUGGAUAAGCUACAUCCAUCCGGGCGUAUUCGUACCCGAUCUGAACCACGAUCAGCCAGAAAAGUAUACGUUCAAGGCAACGAAUAAUCCUGCCCUGCUACUGGCGUAUUGGGACGCUGGAGCGUAUGCAAAUGAGCAUGUCGUUGCAUGUGACAACUCCCCUUCCGCCGCAGCCGGCAGCCAGACUACAGGCGAGGCCGAGUCUAGGAAGAAUGGGUUAGACACAGGUAAAGAUUCGAGCGCAAAGCAAACGAAGAAACGCAAAGCCGAGAAUGUUGCUACACCCACCAAUAAGAAGGUUAUGCCAUCGCAUCUGCAACUGUGGACAAAUCGGCAUGCAGAGUUGCAUGGAGGAAAGAAGGAAAAUGAAGAAAGCCAAGGGGAUACCUCUGGUCCGGAUUCGAAACCGAACGUCAGUCAUGUUCAAUCAUAUGCCGACGUUAAUCGGAAGUGCUGUCUGCUCUGCACUCGUCAGUUCAAAAGCGUCGAGGAAGUCCACAAGCACGAGCGGCUCAGCAAACUCCAUCAGGGUAAUCUCGAGAACAUUGACCUACGAAAUAAGGCCUUGGAACGGCUUCGGAAGGCUGGUAUCCCGGUCACAGUCCCGCCCAUUGCUGAACCCUCUUCGCCCACCGGCUCCGGACAAGAAUACCGGGAUCGCGCGAAGGAGCGACGCAAGCUUGAAUUAGCAGCGGGAAAUGCUGGAGAUCAAAGUCUUACACCCAACCGGGAGAAGGUCAAGUUGUCACUAGGUAAAAAGAGCUCUUCCAACAUUCGACCUCCUUCUCCUGAGCCAGAGCCGAGUCCUGCACUCUCCAAGGGUGCCUCUCUCCUAGGGAAAAUGGGUUGGUCCGCAGGCAGUGGUCUGGGUGCUGAUGGAUCUGGUCGGACCGCUCCUGUCCAAACCGAACUUUACCGCGAAGGUGUUGGUCUGGGAGCCCAAGGUGGGAAGAUCGGGGAUGCCCUUGAGGAAGCGGAUAGGAAUACCAAGGGCGACUAUGGGACCUUUGUUGCACGGACAAAGGAAAAGGCAAAGGAGAGAUUUGAGUCAUUGGGUUGAGGUUGUUAUCGCCUCGAAUAAUGGAGACAAUCUCAUUGGAUUUGAUGAGAUGACCAAUUGGGCCAAUGUGACGUUGCCCAGCACAUAUUAUUUAUUCCUCGUACUGUUUCACCUCGACAGUCUAUAUACAUCACCGGUAUUACUACCUCUCCUUGUGGAAAUUGAUCAUUUUUCAACAAUC
This is a messenger RNA of Eremomyces bilateralis CBS 781.70, 2428 nucleotides long. RefSeq lists its product as uncharacterized. Gene Ontology annotation, molecular function: RNA binding. Lineage: Eukaryota; Fungi; Ascomycota; Dothideomycetes; Eremomycetales; Eremomycetaceae. Gene Ontology annotation, cellular component: nucleus. Gene Ontology annotation, biological process: mRNA splicing, via spliceosome. The record is from RefSeq and is a predicted model, not a curated record. The transcript is spliced from 7 exons. The coding region runs from base 139 to 2247 and encodes 702 amino acids.